Messenger RNA from Triticum dicoccoides, 861 nucleotides. Its product is annotated as protein TIFY 11a-like. Gene Ontology annotation, biological process: response to wounding; regulation of defense response; regulation of jasmonic acid mediated signaling pathway. The record is from RefSeq and is a predicted model, not a curated record. The coding region runs from base 110 to 601 and encodes 163 amino acids. Lineage: Eukaryota; Viridiplantae; Streptophyta; Magnoliopsida; Poales; Poaceae. Gene Ontology annotation, cellular component: nucleus. The transcript has a single exon.
CCCCGGUUGGUGGAGUGCUUAGCGAAGGCCAUCGAUCGCCACCGAAAACCUCCCUCUAUCUCGUCUCGGCUCGCCUCGCCCACUAGCCCGUCCGUCCGUCCGGCUGACGAUGCCGCCGAUGGCGACCACGACGGCGACGGCGACGGCGACUGACUCCGCGGCGCGCCGCUUCGCCUCGGCCUGCGGCGUGCUCAGCCAGUACGUCAAGGCGUCCGGCGUCCAGGAACCCGGCUAUCAGGCGGACGGGGCGCAGCAGCUGACGAUCUUCUACGGGGGGAGGGUGGUGGUGCUCGACGGCUGCACGCCGGCCAGGGCCGCCGAGCUGAUCCGGUUCGCCACGGCGGCGGCGGCGGCCUCGCAGGGAGCGCCUGUCGUACAGCCGCCUGCCCCGGCGUUCGUCGACAUGCCGAUCGCGAGGAAGGCGUCGCUGCAGCGGUUCCUGUCGAAGCGCAAGGACAGAUCCGCCCCGGCCCCGGCCCCAGCCCCCGAGGGUCCGCCGUACGCGCAUCAUGAGGAAGUGGCGCCGCCCAAGAAGAAGGGCAAGACGGAAGCUUCUCCCUGGCUCGCCCUGGGUAGCUUAGGGGACAUGCACGCGCCGUGAAUGAUCGCCUCAACAUGCACGGCAACGUUGGUACAUCGAGCUGUGAUCAAGUCGAGAGUUGAAUUAACCCUUACUUCCGUAGCACGGUCUUACCAUUGAUCAAUUCAAGCCACAUGUCGUGGCAUCCAUGCUCGCUGAAGAGCGCGUUAACAUAAUCGUAGUAGCCAUCGAUUUAACCCAUGCACUAAGUUUCUUAUUUUAUUUAUGUUGUAUGAACCGCAUGUUGCCAAGUUGCUCGCCUCAUAUAUACGGAUGCGCCA